Molecule: messenger RNA, 1209 nt
Organism: Chanos chanos (milkfish)
Lineage: Eukaryota; Metazoa; Chordata; Actinopteri; Gonorynchiformes; Chanidae
Product: creatine kinase M-type
Exons: 9
Coding region: 1-1209 (402 amino acids)
Biological process (GO): phosphocreatine biosynthetic process
Molecular function (GO): creatine kinase activity
Source: RefSeq, a predicted model, not a curated record
AUGUGGAGGAGGAGAGAGAAGAUGAGGCUGAUUAAGCCCCCUGUUGAGUACCCUCUGGAGACAAAGUACAGACCUGUGUUAGAGAGUUUGGUUCCCAGAGAUCCAAUGUCAAGGUUCAAUCUAAAGAGGGGCUCUCCUAAAGAGGAGUUCCCUGACCUGGAUAGGAACUACACCUGUAUGGGCCGUAUCCUCACACUGCACAUGUACACGCGUCAGUUCAACCGCGCCACUGAGAGCGGAGUCAUCUUUGACGACAUCAUUCGUCCUGGCAUUGAAGAGCCUGGGCAGCUGAAUGGACAAAUGACAGUAGGGUGUGUGGCAGGGGAUGCCCAGUCCUACAUUCUCUUCUGUGACUUCUUUGACCGAAUCAUUGAAGCUUACCAUGACUACAAAGUCAGCACAAAUGUUAUACAAGAGAGUGAUUUCAAUUACGACAACUUAAAGGGAGGUGACAACUUUGACCGGGCUUACGCAGUGAGCUGUGAGGUGAGCGUUAGUCGCUCUGUGGAAGACUACUGCUUCCCCACUCACUGCAGCAGAGGAGAGCGGAGGUGUCUCCUCUCGCUGGCUAAGAAAGCUCUGGAGCAAUUCGGAGAGGAAUUCCCUGGUAAACUUUACUCUAUGGAAGAGCUCAGUGAGAGUAAUGAGGAGAAAGGAAUUAUUAUGAAGACCCUUCCCCCUUCCUUAAUUCAAAUUGGCGUGGCCCGUGAUUGGCCUGAUGCCCGAGCUGUUUGGGUGAGUAAGGAUGCCUCCCUCUCAGUUUGGCUUAACUUUGAGGAUCAUCUCAGAUUAGUGGCAACCAGAGAUGAUGCCAACAUUCAAAAUGCCUUUGAGUGCAUCUGCGUCAACCUCUUGAAGUUGGAGCAUCUGUAUAAGAAGCUGAGGAAACCUUUUAUCUGGAAGGCACACCUGGGCUGGGUGGUGAGUUCUCCGGCAGAGGUGGGGACAGGUCUAAAAGCAAGCAUCAAAGUGAAGCUGCGGCAUCUCCCCCAGCACAAGCGCCUGCCAAACGUCCUGGAGAGACUGCGCCUUCACAUGGAGACCACGGACUGUGCUGGAGUAUACAAAAUAAGCAACAUUCAGACUAUUGGAAUGACAGAGGUGCAGAUAACCCAGCUUGUGGUAGAUGGAGUCAAACUGCUCAUUGCCAUGGAGAAAAGGCUGGAAAACAAUGGAGGAAUUGAUGACCUGGUGCCUACACAGAAGUAG